AUGGCACAGCAGCAGCAACAACAACUACAGCAGCACCAAAGCAACAGCAACAACAACAACAACAGCCUUCUCCUCCUUCAGCAACAGCAGCCCCAACAACAACAACAACUAGAUCAACUACAGCAAUACAAUAACAAUUUGUAUAGCCAAAAUUAUAACAUGGAGGAGUACGAGCGGCGAAAAAGACGUGAGCGUGAGAAAAUCGAGCGACAGCAGGGCAUACAGAUCGACGAUCGGGAGACUAGUCUAUUCGCGGAGCCACGUCGGCUGACCGAGGAUGAUGCGGAGAUCACCGCCGCCCUGGGCGAGUUCGUCGAGGCGCGGGUGUACAUUAAUAAUCAGACUGUGGGUAUCAGUAGGAGUGCGCCCGGCGCCGGCAAUCCGCGCCUGCAGGCGCCACUGCCGUCGCAGGGCAAAUCCCUGGGCCACUCACCCUCCUCCGCCUCCAACUCGGCCUCCUCCUCAGGAGGAGGGUCCACUUCCGCGUCCGCAGGCUCCUCGCUGCCCGGCCAGCAACAGCAACAGCAGCAGCACUACCAGCAACAGCAGCGACCGCCAACAUAUCUGAAGCAGGCGGACAACAAGCCGCCUUACAAUGGCCGCGGCGGCUAUCCCGGUCAGCCCAUGAAGAACGACAUUCCGUCGAGUAGUGGCAUGGCCCCGCCCCGCGGUCCGCCCAGAUCCAGUUCCAGUUCCAGCAGCAGUAACUCGUCCAGCGCCACAAACAAUGCCAGCAGCGGCGGAAUCCCGGCCAGCACGCCGCUGGGGCCACCCCUAUCCACCCAGAUGCCCAACGGGCGGGAGAAGUCCUUUCUUGGCCCACCACCUCCAGCGUUGCACAAUGGGACCGGCGGUCGCUUUGCGCCACCACCGGCUAGUAAGCGACCCGGAGCGGGCCAACAACCGCCGCCGCCAGAGAAGGACGUCAACAAGAUAAUCAGCGAUAUAGCAAAUAGCUUUUGGGUGACGCCUCUCACGUCGAUAGCGGCCACGCCGCAUGCGCCAACGCGGGAAAACUACAACCUGACUGCCCCCAACAAGCAAAAGUAUGCCAUCGAUAUGAUCGGUUCACCGCCCUCCGCGGAACCCUCGUCGCUGAUGACGCCCCUUUUGCUGCCCAUUGCGCCCAUUGCCUCCCCCAUCGCCCCGCUGUUCACAACGCCGCCGCAGGCCAGCCAACUGCCCCUCGGAGGAGCAACAAGUGGGACGACGUCAGCGGGGGAGGUUCUGGCGCCUCUCCACCAACUGCCACCCACUCCGCCCAAGGCAGCUUCCGUUGUGACGUCGCCGGCACCGGCCAAGCCGCUCAAAACGGAAAAGAAUCACUCGCUGGAGAAGCAAGACUCGUGCCUCGAGAACGAUCUGGAGUUGUCCGAAUCGGAGGAUGAGCAGAAAAAGAAGGAAGGUCGAUCGGCGGGCAAUAGCAGCAACAGCUCCGAGUCCGAUUCCAGUGAGUCGGGCAGCGAGUCGAGCAGCAAGAACGAUCUGCAGCAGCACCAUCCCAACCACCAGCAGCAGCAGCUGCAGCAACAGCAGCAACCAUCCCUCCAGCAGCAGCAGCAAAUCCUCCAUCGUCCCCAGCCGCUGACGUCCAACGGGGCUCAGAAUAAGAAGUACAGGCACGAGAUCAUUGCCCGUGGCAGCAAUACAAUAACAGGAUUGCUCAGCUCCAGUGGAUUCGGUGGCGGAAGCGGAAAUGGAGGAGGAGCAUCCACGGCCAACUCCAAUGCAGUCGUCGUCGGCGCAGGAAGUGGAUCGGGUGGAACUCUAAGCAGCGGCGGCAGCUCUUCGAACAAGACGCCCUCGCCAACGGAGAGCAACAAAUGGAAUCUGAGCAGGUUCUUCCAUAAGCCGGCCAACCAGACAAAUUCCGAGAGCGUUUCGCCGGGCAAUGUGAGCAUGAAGGUGCCGGGCAUCCUGCCAGGAGGCGCCCAAAUCAUACCCGAGUCCAUUGAUGUGACGACGGCGAUUGUGAAGAACGAGAAGAUGCACGAUCACGAUGGUCACAUGGCCAUGGAGGAGGGUGAGGAGGAGGACGACGAGGAGCAGCUGCGUUAUGGCGGUGGCCUGAGUGUCACCCCAGUGGCGGUGAAAAAGGAGGCCAUCGAUGCUGUACCAGAGUUGUCCCUUGGAGCGAUACCAAAAACCCAAAUUAAACGCGAGUCGGCGGAGGCAUUGAUCGCGGCCCGACUCUCGGAUUCCGGGACCAGCGCCAGCGGGAGCUCCUCCUCGAGCAGCAGCAGCAGUUCGGACAGUGCGGCUGGCGGCGAGGUGGUGCCGAUGCCGGGACCUGGGGAAACUCUCCAGCUACCCGGUGUCCCAGCCGCCAUCACAACGGUGAUGCGCGUCCCACCGGCGCAGUCACAGAAGGCGCCGCCGAGCAAUAGCGUUACUUUGACGCCCAUCCUGCCGCUGCCCACGUCGCCGAAGCAGCGGCAAAAGAAGCCGCGCAAGAAGAAGGCCAUAACAAGUGCCCCUAUUCUCGACUCGAGCGAUGAUGACGAACCAACGCCCAAGCAUUUGGAGCAUUCAGUUGUCUCCGUGCAAUCGCAGCCCGCGGCGGAUACAGUGAAAAAGGGACGUGGACGGCCGCGUAAGCAGCAGCAGAGCGGCGGCAGUGGCAACCUGAGCAGCGCCUCCGCCGGCAGCAGUUCCCAGACGAAGGGACCCACGCUGACGGCUGCUAAAAAGCCGCUCGCGAAGACACCGCUGGCGAUGAGCAGGGCGCGGAAACGGGAACAUUCCAGCCAGAGCAGCUCCAAUGGGAAUACGCCCACCAAAAAGGUGGCCACACCACUGCUGGUAACCGCCGCCGCUUUGAAGCCAACCAGUUUGCAAGCCGGAAGCAGUAGCUCCGAUGAGGACAGCUCUUCGAGUGCGGGUUCGAGUUCGAAGUCCAGCAGCUCUUCUUCGAGCAGCGACGACACGGAAACCCAGAACACCAACUGCCGGAUAGUCAAGCUGAACAAGACGGGCGCGGUGCAGAAGAAGGCGGCGCUGCUGGGCAGCGGCAGCAGUUCGCCGAGCAGCAGUGGCAGCGAGCAGGAAGAUCAGCUGAGAGUUGGACAGUUGCCGGCACAGCAGUUGCCAGCCUACAAGCCGCUGCCGUUGAGCCAACAUAGCCAGCACAGCCAGCAGCUGAGCAGUUCCGAGUGCUCUUCGUCGAGCGGCGGCUGCGGAGGCGGUGGCGUUGGCGGCGGCAGCAGCAGCAGCGGCGAGGAGGAUGAGGCGCGACGGGAAAAGGAGCGGGAGCGAAAGUCAAAGAGCGACAAGAACAAGGUGAACACGCUGGCCAGGAUCUUCAAUCCGAAGGAGGGCGGCGCCAAGAAGCAGGGACAGGUGGUGAUUGUGGAUCUGCAGGAGGAGCAGCAGCAGGGCAAGUUGGAUGUACCAACUGUGGUCGCAGCCACCAUCAAUGCGAAGCCACGGAUGACGCAGCAACUGGGCGCUGGUCUAGCUUCCCCAGCGAGAACGACGACGCCGCAUCUCACCUCCCUUAUAUGCAAGAUUGAUCUAAGCAAGCUGUCGCGAGAGCGCAUCAUGCGGCUCAAGAAACUCACGCCCGCCCAGCAGAAUGGCCAUCUGACGCCCAAGGAUCAGGCGGCGGCGGCGGCGAAUGCGAUGCAUGUGCCCAAUGGCUAUGACUCGAAUUCCGGGGCCACAAAGGUCAAGCAUGAGCAUCCGGUGAAACCGGAGCCCGAGCUAGACGCCGGCUACGAGGCCAAAUUCAAGCCCGGCAAUGUGAAGCAGGAGUUCCAGCUGAAGCAGGAGCGCGACCGGGACAGGGAGCGUGAACGGGAGAGGGAACGAGAACGCGAGCGGGAGCAGCCUCCUGGUCGCCGGCGGAAGCGCAGCUCCAGUUCCAGUUCGAGUCCCUACAAGGAGAAGAAGCGGAAAAAGGAGAAGGGCGACCAGCUGCAGAUGGGCAAGGAAAUGCUGCCGGUGCCCGUGCUUCUGCCCUCCAACAACCACGAGCGAAUGCCCGCGAACCACGAUCGUUUGUCCUACGACAAGCUGCAGUUGCUCCACGAAGACGCUGCUGCUGCGGCGGCGGCGGCGGCGGCGGCAGCUGCUGGCGAUGUGUCCGCCCCAAAUGGCAGUCCGAGCAAGAAGCUGCUGGCCAUGUCACCGCUACCGCCACCGCCAACCGUGGUGAACGUGGUGCCCGUGGUGCCCGCCACCUGCAACGAGGCGGUGCAGACGACGCCGCCUUCGGUGACCUCGGCAUCCACAGCAUCUAUAGCCACGCCGGCGCCUGCUACUCGUCUCAUCUAUCGAUCCUACUUUGAUCGCGAUGUGGAGCUCACCAGCGACGAUCCCAGAAAAAACAAUCAGUUCCUGCAAGAGGCCAUCAAUCGAAAGCAUGCCGCCGACUCGGAGCGCGACUCCUUCAACCAGGUCACCUUGUAUCUGGAGGCCGUGGUCUACUUCCUGCUGACCGCCGACGCCAUGGAGCGUUGCAGCUCCGAGCAGGCCACCAAUACCAUGUACAAGGACACCCUGUCGCUAAUUAAAUUUAUCUCCACUAAGUUUCGUCCCUACCAACAACAGUCAACGAACGGUCAUGAAACUCACAACAAAGUGGCCAUUCUCAGUUUGCGCUGCCAGUCGUUGAUAUCGCUGAAGCUUUAUAAGCUACGGAGGCAGAAUUGUCGCGCCAUUAUAGCCAGUCUUACGGAUUUCUUUCGCGUUGGCCGGGGGGACAUUGUCAACGGCAACACGCCUUCCUCCAUAUCACCAUCGAACUCGGUGGGCUCGCAGGGCUCCGGUUCGAAUACGCCGCCAGGCAAAAUAGUGCCUCAAGAUAUACACAAUCAGCUGUGCAAGCAGAAUGAGUAUCUGAGUUAUGUGAAUAGUGCUCACGAGUUGUGGGAUCAAGCCGAUCGAUUGGUGCGCACAGGCAAUCAUAUAGAUUUCUUCCGCGAACUGGAUCACGAGAACGGCCCGCUGACGCUGCAUAGCACCAUGCACGAGGUGUUCCGGUAUGUACAGGCGGGCCUCAAGACGCUCAGGGAUGCCGUGUCGCAUCCGACGCAUCAGUCGCAGUAGCAACGGAAUCGGAGGCGGAGACGGAAACGGAAAGACCACCAAACGUGUCUAAAUGAAAGUCAGGCCAAAUUAGCAACUAUUAUCUACUACAAGCUACUAAUUUAGUUAGUCAACAAAAGGAGUAACGAACGUAAAGAAAUCGAAACCAACAACCUUCCAAACAGAACGAAGAUAACCAACCACAACAACAAAAAACAACACAAGAAAUGAUUUGUUAUUAAUGUAUAAUUUUUUAUAUGUAUGUAUUUUGUAUAUGCACACCAUUUACUUAUUUCCUUAUGCUCAAUUUUCAAUUGUUUUAAGCAUAUUAAGCUUUAUAUUUAUGCCUAGUUUUAAUUGAUAUUAUACAAACAAAAAACCAACACACAUUACAAGUUAUAUUAGCUAUACGUCUAGUGUGUAAGAUCAAAAAACAAGUAACCAGCCCCCCUUUACCUGUCU
Drosophila takahashii is the source of this 5490-nucleotide messenger RNA. RefSeq names its product AF4/FMR2 family member lilli. Lineage: Eukaryota; Metazoa; Arthropoda; Insecta; Diptera; Drosophilidae. The record is from RefSeq and is a predicted model, not a curated record. Gene Ontology annotation, biological process: regulation of gene expression. Gene Ontology annotation, cellular component: nucleus; super elongation complex.